AUGGAUUUCCCGGGAGGCAGCGGGAGGCCGCCGCCGCAGCCGCUGCCGCCGAUGACGCCGCUGCCGCUGACGCGCCAGGGCUCCUCGGUCUACUCCCUCACCUUCGACGAGUUCCAGAGCGCGCUCGGCGGGCCCGGCAAGGACUUCGGAUCCAUGAACAUGGACGAGCUGCUGCGAAGCAUCUGGACCGCAGAGGAGUCGCACGCCAUCGCCAACCCCACCUCCUCCUCCUCCCUCGCCGCCCCGCCGGACCAGCUGCAGCAGCAGCCCAUCCAGCGCCAGGGCUCGCUCACGCUGCCCAGGACGCUCAGCCAGAAGACCGUCGACGAGGUAUGGCGCGACAUGAUCUACUUCGGCGGAAACCCCACCUCCGCCGCGGCAGCGCCGCCCUCGCCGGCGCACAGGCAGCAGACGCUCGGCGAAGUAACCCUCGAAGAAUUCCUGGUCCGCGCCGGCGUGGUCCGCGAGGACAUGCCGCCUGGCCCGCCACCCAUAUCCGCGCCACCACCACCACAACCCACCGCCCGCCCCCAGCCCCAGAUGCUGUUCCCCCCGAGCAACAUGUUCGCGCCCAUGGUGAACCCGCUGUCCCUGUCCAUGGCCGGCCCGUUCGGCGUCAACGGCGGCGGCGGGGCCAACGCGGCGGUCUCGCCGAGGCCCGUCAUGUCCAACGGCUACGGCGGCAUGGACGGCCUCAACCUCUCCUCGCUCUCGCCCCCGCCCAUGCCCUACGUCUUCAACGGCGGCCUCAGGGGCAGGAAGCCGCCCGCCAUGGAGAAGGUCGUCGAGCGGCGCCAGCGCCGCAUGAUCAAGAACAGGGAGUCCGCCGCCAGGUCCAGGCAGAGGAAACAGAGUUAUAUGAUGGAGUUGGAGACUGAGGUGGCAAAGCUUAAAGAGCGGAACGAGGAGUUGCAGAGAAAACAGUUGGAGAUGCUAGAGAGGCAAAAGAAUGAGGUAUUCGAGAAAAUUACCCGGCAAGUUGGACCUACAUCAAAGAGGAUUUGCCUGCGGAGGACACUGACAGGUCCUUGAGUGGAGAUGUCUGCGUCCUGAUGUGCAGACAGACAUUCUGCUGAGGUCUCAGUUUGGUAAGCACAAACUGUUAUGUUUGUACCAAUCUUAGAUUUGAGUUCUGGGAAAACUAUGGUCAGACUGCCGGCUGGGAUGUACUGUACGCCAUUGCUGCUGUAGGUUUGUGUCAUCGCUGUCAUGUUGAUAGAAUCUUGUAAGCUUGUGUUGAUAAACCAUGGCACUGGCCAUGUAGAACCACAACCAUUCGUGCUGUAAAACAUCUGUGUAUUAUCCUUGUGCUGCCGUGCCCAUCUCCCGGCUGGCCGACACACAAUUACUGAACCAACAUCUAGGAGUAAGUAAGUUUGUAUUCACGGAAACUUCUGAUC
Messenger RNA from Lolium rigidum, 1400 nucleotides. RefSeq names its product bZIP transcription factor 23-like. Gene Ontology annotation, molecular function: DNA-binding transcription factor activity. Gene Ontology annotation, cellular component: nucleus. NCBI's taxonomy places the organism in Eukaryota, Viridiplantae, Streptophyta, Magnoliopsida, Poales, Poaceae. Gene Ontology annotation, biological process: positive regulation of DNA-templated transcription. The record is from RefSeq and is a predicted model, not a curated record. The coding region runs from base 1 to 1032 and encodes 343 amino acids. The transcript has 5 exons.